Cuscuta campestris is the source of this 4959-nucleotide messenger RNA. NCBI's taxonomy places the organism in Eukaryota, Viridiplantae, Streptophyta, Magnoliopsida, Solanales, Convolvulaceae. The record is from the annotation of a GenBank genome assembly.
ACAAAAUAUUCAUUUCAAAAAUAACAUCUUUAUUAUUGUUAUCGUUCUUUAUGUCAUCUCGUCCAUCCUUUCAUUGCCUUAGCAUUGUCCUCCGGUUCGGUCACUAUUUUGUUUGUGUACCUAAAAAAAUGGAGCCAACCCGAUUAGCAAAAAGCUGAGUGGUACCAAUUAUAACAAUAGGUACGAAAUAUAAUAGCGUAAACAUAUACUUUUCUCAAAAUUCUUUGCUUUGAUAAUAUAAACAUAUUAUUGUAUAAAACUGUAGUAUCAAGAAAAUCAACUUUUCUUUUACUCUUUGUUUAACUAGGACUUCAAGUACUUCGGGUACAAGACGAGUCCAUUAUCUCUUUCUGGGACUUCAAGUACUUUGGGUACAAGACGAGUCCAUUAUCUCUUUCUGGGACUUCAAGUACUUUGGGUACAAGACGAGUCCAUUGUGACGAGCUCGUACGUACGGCAAUGGAGGGGUACUGGUUAACCCUGUGGAACCUUGUGAACCGUAGUUCACAUACUAGAAAUCGUUUGAUAAUUUUAGAAAAUAUAAUUUGUAUUCAUUUGUAUCCCAUUAAAAUCCAUAUUUCAAAUUCAACUCAUAUUAUACUUUUAUAUAAACAAUUAAUACGCAAAUCUAAUACUAAACAUAGAGUAUUUCAAAACCAUCUUUUUCUCUUAUUUGGGUAAAACUCAAUAAGAACAUCCUUUUUUUUAUAUAAUAACUUAUUAAAAACCUUAUUGAGCUAAUUCUAGAAAGUUUGGACGUAAAGCAUGUCCGAAAUAAUUUGCGCUAUUUUUUUUUCCGAAUUCUAGUGACAGAAAUUAAAUAGAAUAUAUACAUGAAAAUAAUUUGCGCUAUUUUCUGAAUUCUUUUGAUUUCAAAAUAAUCGAACUCGGACGAACGAUCGUAUAGUAGUCCUUUGAUGGUUGUAGUCUUGUUUCGUAUGUGGUGUUGGAUGGGCAUUCUUGGUAUUUUCCGUGGUCUAAAUUCCCUCUCACUUGUUCGACUUUAUCACUUCCUUAUAUUUAUGCCAUCAUCUUCUUUCUCUUCCAUUAUUAAUUUUCUCUUCUUUGGAGAACACUGGUGAGGAGGAAGAUGAUAAAUAGUCAAGAUUUGGAGAACAACAGCCAGAGGAAACGAGGAUCUUGAUAUUGAAUCUAGCACCGAGAUCUAUGACACGAGUUUCUCCUCAUAUUCGUCGCAAUGAAGUCUAUGAUUAAAGAAGCUAUAGGUCAAAUUUCUUUACAUUUUCUAGGUAUGUUUUCAUCACAAUUAGCGGUGGGAUCAAAUUUCUUUACAUUUUCUAGGUAAGUUUUCAUCACAAUAAGGGAUUUGUUGAUCGGAAAUUGAAGUGGAUUGUGGUGGGGUUAAGCCGCCUAGCAGCGAUUUGUUGUGCGAAGGGGCUGAGCUGCCUAGCCACGAUGCAUAUAAUGACAUACAUUGUAGUGCACUUCGUCUUCUUUAGUCUGCACACUCAAAAGCCAAACAAGUUUGAUCUUUGAAAAUUUUAUGAAAAACGUUUUCAUCUCAUGAUCCAUAUCCAUCCUCUCUUCUUUAUUUUUCUUUUAAUUUUAAAGCUUUUGGUACUACAAGUCUAAGUGUAAGAUGGAAGUUUAUUUCAUUAAAAGAAUAAAUGGUUGCCUAUUAGCUCAAAUGGUAGAGCGGUAUAUACUACAAAUGUGAGUUCGAAUCUCACAUAGGAAAAUUAUUUCUUGAAUCUAUAUUAUACCUUUUUUAAAUACAACGCAUUUACAGGAUUUCUUAUCGCAUAUAGAGUCACAAAAUAAUAGAACAAAAUUGGAGUAAAUUCUAAAUAAUAAAUCACAGUGCAUAUAAAAUCAUCAUAGUGCACUCGUGUUAGAUAUGUAAUUGUGGAUAUCACAAUGCAUUUUUGGACAUUAGAAAUCUAUUCAUAAAAUAGGACAGGAGGAGUGGCAUUAAUAGUGAAAGAAAUAAGAAUGUAUAUAAAUACUCUGUAAUAGAAAGAUUAUUCUGUUGCAUUAAAAAAUUAUUCUAUUGCUUAAAAAAUAUUGUUUCGUUCCUUUAAAAAAAUCAUUCAAAAUUAAAAGCUUUUUCCUUUAUUGGCGCAAUAAAUAGAGACGUGAAUGGAAAUUUUUUAGGCUUAUUUGCUACUUUAAUGCAUCAUUUUUUUACAUUUUAGCCCCUAGAUAUUAACUUCCCCCUAUUUUAGUGUGCAUGUAUGUGUUGCACCUUACCAUAAACAACAUGGAUGUUAAUAAUCAAACUUUUCUAAUCUUAGCUGUCCGAUGUACUUGAUCCAAUGAUCAACAUCUAUUCUCAUUUCUUUCUCUAAGAGUCAUUCUCACAUGAACUGGCAUAUAUAUAUAUAUAUAUAUAUAUAUAUAUAUAUAUCUGUGUGUGUAUGUGUGUAUGUAUAUUAUAAAUGGAAUAUUGUAAAACUAUGUUUAAAAAUGAACUUAUUGAUAAUAAAUUUAUAUCACAAUUCAAUAUAUGUUUUCCGUAUUUUGUAGUUAAAGUUUAAGAAACUGACGAUAAGUUUAAACUGGGAAGAUUCAAAAGGGACAGAAGGAGUAGUAUCAUAUAUGCUUAUAAAAUUAUUAAAAAGGAAAGGAAUCCUCUACAUUGAAACAUACUUCUAUUGCAUCUUUUUAUUUCAUAUUUUAAGGUAUAUAUAUUUAAUUCUCUUCAUCUGGUGUCUUAGAUUCUUCUUUGGGGGCCUUCAUUUUCUAACUUGAGAAACAAUAGUGUCAGUUUUAGUUCCACACGAACAUCUCUUUAGUUUAAUAUUGCAAUGAUGGCAAUCUGGGUCUACUCUACAAUCAUAGUCGCUUCUGCAUGCAACAUAUGGAAAGAGUUUGUGCGCUCCUCCCUCAGUCGUAUUGGGAAUGCCUGGAAAAAUUGGGCAUUUACAAUAUGUACAUUAUUAGUCACAAUAUCUAUUAUUUUUAAUUAUUUUCAUUUCUCUACCAGAAUUUGUAUUUCCAUUUUCUAUUUUUAAUCUCAUCAAAAUGAAUUAAUUAAGGCCCUGUUUGAAAAGAGCAUUUUCGAUUAGUAAUUGGAAGCAAAGACUUGCCAACUUGGUAGUAAUCAUCAUGCACACAACAUGAUUUGUUUACAAUGCGUUGAUGGAUAUCUGGCCCAACGAGAUAUAGAACCGGCCCAACAAGCUAUUACUUUAAUCCGCCUGGAAUUUGUGUAGAGUGGUUCGAAAGGGGGAGAUCGUUUAAGCGAUUGGGCUUGGACCAUAAAUUAGCUGGCAAGAAUCGGCCAUUCUCACGGAUUGUGGGUGAUUGAUGACCAAAACUUUACCCUUAUGUGACCUCUAAUUUAUUCCACAUCUCAUUGGCCAUCGUGCCCCUUGAUAUUUUCCGAUAACCAUUCGGAUUCAUGGCACAAUACAAGAAGUUGAUGGCUCUUGCAUUUAGUUGCACUUUCUUCUUGUCAUUUGAGAUCGCGGAACUCACACGGCGCCUUGCGGUGCGAGAUUUGGAGGAUCAUGAGGAGUCAGAUCACGGCUCCCGAUCAUCGUUCGAGAACCCGUAUCAUCGCGAACCUCGCGGUCGUGAUUUUCGCGUCCGUGAUGACUAUCGCGGAAGGCUAGGGUUUAAGGUGGAAAUCCCUAGUUUUUCAGGAACCCUACAGGCUGAUGAUUUCAUUGACUGGCUGAACGAGGUGGAUCGGAUCUUUGAGUAUAAGGACGUUCCUGAACGUGACAAAGUGAAGCUCGUGGCAAUCAAACUCCAUGGACGAGCCUCUGCAUGGUGGGAACAGAUGCGGCGAUCUCGUGAGAAGAAGGGCAAGCCAAAGAUCAAUGAUUGGGAGAAGAUGAAGGGUAAGAUGAGGGCACACUUUCUUCCCUUCGGAUACACACAAACCCUAUUUCAACGACUCCUUACGUUGAGGCAGGGAACAAGGUCUGUUGAUGAUUACACUGAAGAAUUCUACCAGUUGAUUGCUCGCAACGAUCUGUCUGAAUCGGAGGAGCAGCUUGUGGCCCGAUAUAUGGCAGGCUUGCUUGAGAAGCAGCAGAAAAGGAAGCCGGUGACCAACAACCGUCCGGCUCGACCCCAAGAGCCUCGACUGACCACACAGGGAGUCCAAGGGACGCAGGGAGCUUCGAGUAGUACGAUUAAGUGCUAUCUUUGUGGUGAACCUAGACAUAGGGCGAAUGAAUGCAAGAAACCCGCUCUACAGAAGAGCCAGAGCCUGUUCGUGGAGGAGAACAUCGUUGUUGACGAUGAUGAAGUUGAAGAGUUUGGAGGUCCAGUCUAUGAUGAUUAUGCAGAAGAUGAUGUUCUUUACGGGGAUGGUCGAGAGAAUUUGGUUGUGCGCAAGAGUCUUCUGGCCCCAAAGGAUGAUUCUAAAGAUGAUUGGACCACUGGAUUAAGCCCAUUUCAGAUUGUCUUGGGUCAGAACCCAUCAGGGGUGCUGGACUUGGCCCCAAUUCUACGAGUGGGUCGCAAUCAUCCUAGAUCCGAAGAGAUGACAGAGAACCUGAGGAGCGUACAUGAUCAGGUGAGAUGUAAGAUUGAAGAAAGCAACAACAAGUACAAGGCACGAGUGGACAAACAUCGACGUCAAGUUGUGUUUGAUGUUGGAGACUUUGUUUGGGCUGUGUUGACCAAAGAUCGAUUCCCUGUUGGCGAGUAUGAUAAACUCAAGGAUCAGAAAAUUGGACCCUGCGAGAUAGUUCAGAAGAUCAAUGAUAAUGCUUAUCGAUUGCAGCUUCCCAGUCACUUGAAAACUUCUGAUGUUUUCAAUGUGAAGCACCUAACUCCUUGUUUUUUCAAACCUAAGGAAGAUGUUGUGAACUCGAGGGCGAGUUCUUUCCAACCCGGGGAGACUGAUCCAGGAGAGGAUCCAGACUGACAUGAACUUCUUGUUAAAGCCUUCAUUUUUCAGUUUCUGUGUCUUUGGGCCUUUGGCCUAUCUUUUAGUUAGCCCAUUUAUUUUUAUUCUUAGGCCCGUUUUGUCUUCCAUCU